Molecule: messenger RNA, 4860 nt
Organism: Centropristis striata (black sea bass)
Lineage: Eukaryota; Metazoa; Chordata; Actinopteri; Perciformes; Serranidae
Gene: rtkn2
Product: rhotekin 2
Exons: 14
Coding region: 408-2612 (734 amino acids)
Biological process (GO): hemopoiesis; positive regulation of cell population proliferation; signal transduction
Source: RefSeq, a predicted model, not a curated record
AAAAUUCAAAAACGAAACGUGGUAUUACGUUGUAUUUGUCUGGCGAAAUGACGCAAUGACGCUCCCUCACUGUCGGCGUGAAAGCACUCGUUUUAAAUCUUUGGAAGUACCGUCUGACAAGGCGGAGCGUUUGUUUGUUAUUAAUUUAAAACCGUACACCUACCCUUGUACAGUUUUAUAACAUUCAGUGAUUUUAAGUUAUUGUAGGCUUUUAUUUCUGCAUUUACCUUAUUGUUUUUGUCUUCAUUUGAAGUUAAUGUGAUCUUACUUUAAAGUUCAAGGAUUACAAUGUCGAUACUGCGGUAGACUAGGUGUCACAAAUCGAAGCACCCUGUCCGUUGGAGGGGCGUUGGCAGUUGGAGCAGGAAUGUGCUGCACGUUCUGUUGCUGGCGAAUGGACAGACAACAUGGACGAUCCGCGGGAUGUUCAAACUUCCAAGCGAAACGGGAGCUGCAGGUCGUUAUUAUCGGCCGGUUCCGCCGUGGCAAUGGAGAUCAAACGGAAGAAAAUACGACAGAGUACAUUAUUCCAGCAAUCAGAGACCAAAAGCAUGAAACGAUGCCCAAGUCUUCUGAAUGACACUCUGCAGAUAGUAGAGGAUAUGAAUUUGUUGUACAUACGACAGAUUUCUAAGAAGCUACAGAAUACUAACCUACAAGAAAAGCUUGACUUUGAAAUCCGAAUGCGGGAUGGCGCCUACAAGCUUCUGCUCGCCUGCAGUAAGAGAGAGCAGGUUCUUAAUGCCUCCAAGAACCUGCUGACCUGUAACGCCAGGAUUAAGGCUUAUCUCACACAGCUGCAGAAGAAAAAAGAGGAGCAGGACAUGAUCGGAGCAGCCAUGAGAUUUUCAGAUGCAGUGUCAGAUGACCGUGUGCCCUGUGAUGGAAAAAUUGCAAUGUCUGGGCUGCGGAUUCCUUUGAUGUGGAGGGAUUCUGCCUACUUUAACAACAGAGGGAGUUCCCGUCGAGUGGCAGUGUUUUGUCUGAUGCAGAUUGGCUCAGAAGUGUAUGACACUGAAAUGGUGGUGGUGGACAGAUCAGUUACUGACAUCUGUUUUGAGGGAGUCACCAUCUUUAAAGAAGCAGUUCCUGAGUUUGAUCUGAAGGUGGAGCUGUGGAGCUGUGCCCUGGAGGAAGAGCUCACGUUGGUAAAUACGCCAAAGAAACUCGCCAAGAAGCUCCGCAACUCCUUUGGAAAGACUGCUGGGAAGAAGCUGAGCCCUCUGGUGGACAAUCCAGACCCUGACACCUUCCUGCAGUACAACCCCAUACCUGUGGGAGCCAAGUACAGCCUGCUGGCCUACACUACACUGGGUCUGCCCGAGGCUGAAGGCAGCUUUCAGUCUCACUCCCUCAUUGUCCUCCAAGAUGCUGAGUGGUCAUCUUGGCUUCCACUCUAUGGUAACCUCUGCUGCCGGUUGGUGGCCCAGCCGUCCUGCAUGACACAGACCAUGAUGACCGGCUACCUGAGCCAGAAGCAAAGUGUGGAGGGGAUGUACCGCUGCUGCAGUCUUUACUGUGUGCUGAGUGCUGCUGUUUUGUCCUGUUACUUCACCCCGGAAGAAAUUGAUGCUAAAGUACAGCCCACUCUGACCGUACCUAUCAACAAGGACACCCGAAUCUGUGUGAUGGAGAAGGGGUCAGCAGGCCAGAAAUCCAGGAGUCUGUCCAUCAUCAACCCUUCAGCAGAGGGGUCUGACACCAUCGUCUUCACCACAGAAACCAGUGAAGAACUGGAGGACUGGCUGGAAGCCCUCCACCAGCACCUCUAUGAUCAGAGCCAGUGGCUGCACUGCUGCAACCAGCUAAUGAAGAUCGAGGUCGCAUCACCACGGAAACCAUCACUCUUCCUCACCAAGCAGGCUGACUCUGUUUACAAUGACCUCAGUAUAAAUUCACCUGGCAAGUUUGAGAGCAUCACAGACAUCAUCCACAACAAGAUAGAGGAGACAGAUGGCCGCUAUCUUAUCGGUCAUGAAGAGGAGAAGGAGGCGCCAAAUUGGUCCACUCUGUUUGAAGGGUCCCAGUCAGUGGUAGUGCAGAAGAAUAUUCUGUCCCAGAGCAAAACCUCCACCCCUUUUUCAAGCCCCAAUCCCAACACAAGCAUUACAUCCAGCGGCAACAAGAAGCGACGUGCCCCGCCCCCUCCUUCUGACAGAGAGCCUUAUGCUCCCCCUAGCCGCCCUGCCAGACCUCCUCUUCCUCCUCUUCCUCCCUCACUUCAUCGUCCCCCUCCUCCCUCAUACCAGGAGAAGGAGAAUUCCAGCACUUGCACGUCGCGUCCGACCACAAGGUCCAAAACUGGCAGACCGUCUCUGGAUGCCAAAUUCUCUGCCAUCAUCCAGCAGCUCCAGCGGAGCAACGCUGGAGGAGCCGGAGCCGUCAGCCGUAAAAACGCUCCACUGGGCGUCCUCGAUGUGCAACCACAAAGUCAGCCUCAGCCUCCUCUGCAGCAGCUGGACUACCAGAACCACCACACCCAGCACACUGAAGCCACAGGUGAACAAGGCUUCCUCAGACCAAGUUACGGUCCUGGUCCUGUUCCUGUUCCUGCACCGAGGAACAAAAUGAGGAAGUCUUUCAGAGAGAGGAUGAACCUUAAGGCCUUGUGACCUUAACCAAUGACUGGAUUUAACCAACUAACUACCUACCUUACCACUAACAGAACUUCACUGAACUCAGUAAUGUUGUUAAGUCAGACAUCCCAAUAUAUUUGACUGCACCUCAAUAGCAAUAAUGUAAUAUUUUGGGUAUGACUGUUAAAAUUAAUAGUUCAACAUUUUGGAGAAUGUGCUCAUGCCGUGAGAGUAAGAUAUAAAGAUCAAUACUGCUCUUAUGCUAAAUCUGAAGCUGGAGUCAGUUAUCUUAGAUUAGCAUAAAGUCUGGAAACAGGUGGAAGCGGUUAGCAUAGCUCUGUCCUAAGGCAAGGGUUUUCAUAGUGUUUUUGGUCUUAAUUGCGACCUGUAAAGUUCCUGGUUGGCAGAUCUUUAAACUUUUGGACAGCUAGGCUAGCUGUUUACCCCUGCUUUCAGUCUUUAUGCUGAGCUAAGCUAACCAUCUCCCUUUAUAUCGAGCUCAUAAGAGUAUGGUAUCGAUCUUCUCAUAGUAUUUCUCAAAAUGUCGACCUAUUUCUUUAACCUAAAGGAUGGCUGGGUGACCUCGUCUCUUAAAAAAAAAUCCUCACAAUGUCCAUCAUGACGACCCAAAUCCCAGCUGACACCUCAUAUCACAAUAUCAAUAUUGUAUUGAUACACCUCCAGCUCCACUCUCCAUUUAUAAACUCUUUUCAUGUGCAGCUAACCCAUAGAUGAAAUUGAAAGCUGUAUGUUGGCUUGAGCACCGCCAUCAUCAAUCCCACUAAAAUGGAAAGGCUUAUUUCUCAGCUCUGCCACUGGAACAUGGACCGAAGAAAGAGCCUUUGCAGAAGCACUCAAAUUGGAAUUGAUCCAUUGGGCGACUGUGAAUGAGUCAUUCCUUUUGGAACUAUUGACUUAUUCCACUUACUGUGACAACUUUAUGACCACUAUAGCUGAUUUUAAGGGAACAGGAUUUUAGGAGCAAUUGCAAGCACUAAUGUGACUUCUCCAUUUCCCAGAGGUCUUAAUAAUGGAGUGACCUUGGUUUUCAGUGGCCACACAGUAUGUCCAACAUAAUUUAACACUGUAGCCUAUAAAUGUUAUGAACCUAAUCGAGUGAAUGAGUCUUUUUAGUGGCUAAAAUAAUGAAUGCCCGUGUGUUUGUGUUUUGAAACUAUCAACAUAUUGCCAGCCACUAAAUAUUUCAACCACUUAGCAGUCACGUGUUGAAGAACGUUCUUCAUAAUUACACACAGUGUACGAAACAUUAGGUACUUUCUCUGAAAUUGCCUGGCCAGAUGAAGCAGUGUGAUGAAAGCUAAAAUCCCUUUUUUAUUUUUAUCUCACCCUCUAAAAUUCUGUUUAAUCAAGAGGGGGAGAUGUAGAUUUGGGGGGAGGCGGAUUACAGGAGGAUUUAGUUAAAGCCUUGAAAGAACCGAGAAUGGACUGUAUAAAAGGGGAUGCUGCUCAAUAUUAGCAGUGUGUUCAAAAUGUUUUCUAUGCUCGGCGUGUAUUACCAGAAGUCACUUUGAUGAUGUGCUGUGCAUACCUGGAAAAACAAGGGAACAUUGCUCAUAUUCGUUUUUGCUGAUGCUGAUGUAGUUAAGCCUUUGGUUGUUUGAUAAUGGGGAACAUCAUCACAAUAAUAAAUGUAUAUGGUAACAUUUUGUCCAUUUUCAGUUAGACUAAGCAUAUUAGAGACUCAAGAACAUUCAAUUACAUGCCAGUGUUACUGACGAUGAAAGGCAACGUUUCUAUAUAUUACUUUAGAUUAACUGUAGCGAAAGCAGGAAGUGUCCCUGUGGAUAUUAAGGGAGAGCAUGUGAUCUUAAUGUACAACUGCUUUAUGACUAAACAAGGACUGAACAUUUUGACUGUAGCCAAACUAAUGAGCCAAAUUUAUUAUCAUUUACAAUGUUUUUAAAAUGUAUCUUUUAUAUGUCAGUUGUUGAGUACAUGUGACAGCAAUAAAUUGUAGUUUUUUUUUAUUGUUUUUGAUUUAAAGGCGCUGUAAUUCAUUUUUAUAGUAUAUAACUGCCAUCUCAAUAUUUCUUUUAGCAUAUGAAUUAUUUAGACUUAAAGUGGCAAUGUUUAUUUACUAGUACGUAGGGAUGCAUUAAUCCUGUCCUCGUGGAGAAUAAUUUGUGUAUAGUGCAAUGUAAAAACAAUAUCUUAGUUAUUUUUGUUUCUCAAAAAGUGCAAUUUCCUCCUCACUCUCUGUUGUCUUGGAAGCUAACUGUAAUUUUUAUUAUUGCUGAUCUGCAAUAAAACGGCCUACAUUCUA